UCAAGGUCAUAUGACAUGUGUUCCAUUCAUGAUUUGACACUUGUAAACAGAGUGGGAAAAGGUUGGUGUUGUAAAUUAUUAUUACAAUCUGAAAUACAAAUUCUUAUUAUGGUUAAUGCAGCCUGAAAUUUUUUUAUAUUAUGCUAAACAGUUGUUUUAGAUGCAAUAGGCAAUCAUUUCAAGUAUACUGUAGUUGUUUUUCGACAAAUUGUCAACGUGCAGUGCCAUUAACUCAACAAGAAGUUUCUGCUGCAUUAAGACCUUUUUAUUUUGCAGUGCAUCCUGAUUUAUUUUAUCAGUUUCCUAGAGAGAAGGAAAUAAAUGAAAAUUCUUUGAAGCAGCUGAAUUUCUAUUUGGAAACAGUUUUGAAAAAUUUGCCCACAAGUCCAAUAUCAUUAACAUUUUGUCUGAAAGAUGGACAGCCUAAAGUCAACAAGAGCGCAUCUUUUAAGCAUGUAAAUAUUCACCUUCUUGAUAAAGAUGUACAUCGCCUUCUUCAUAAGAUUUUAUCUACUUGCCAAUUGUCAACCGACUAUCUGGAUGCCUUAAAAAAAUCCAAACCAUCAAUUAAGGUAAAUAAGAAGCCCAAAGAACCGCCCACUUCUCAGCCAGCUGAUGAUAAAUUCCACUCUACCUGGUGGAGAGAAGCACAACAAGCAGCUGAAGAUAUUGAACAACGAAUUAGAAAUGAACCUGAUAUGGAUAUGAAGUUUUGGCUCAACAAGAAUGCUGAAAAAGCACUCAUUAGAUUACAAGCUAGUCAACCUUUAAGGGAUGAAACAGAAAGAUUGUGCAAAGAAUUGAAAGAGCUUUUACAUUUAAAAGAAAUUGUUUGGAAUUGUGGCUGGGGUAUCACACACUUCAGGGGUUGUCUGCAAAGCUUCAAAACUCUGUAUCUUCAGCAUCCCGAUAUUAUGAGUACUCUGUCUGGUCGAACCCUUGUUUUCGGCAGGCAAACUGGUGUGAGUUUUGAAGGUCACAUCAUUCUCAGCAGUGAAGAUGUUCGUAAUCAUUGGAUUGAUAUGAUACAGUCAGUUGGCCAGUUUGAUGAAUUGCUUAGUCAAGUGCCUCAAGCGGAGAGAUCGCUUUCUGAAGUUUUGAGAGGAAUUCUAGUGGAUCACAGAAAAUUCCAGCCUGCUGUGAUGGUUCAAAAAUAUAGUCAACAGCUUGGCAAGCUAACGUCUGCUCUUUACAAGCAUCGUUGGGUACAUGGAUAUCCAUCAUCAUGGCCUCGGAGAUUGGAUAAAUUCCAGAUAGUUGUUGAGUGUGAAGCUGGUCCACUUAUGUUAUCACCCACUGGUCAAUUCAUUGUGCCCGCUUCAUGUCCAGCACUUUUGCUAGUGGAUUUUAUUUCAAAAAAUAUGGAAGAGGCUAAUCAUAGGUUGCAGUUGUACAACACAAUGAAAAGAAAAGAGCUGAAAGUUUAUAUGCAGAGCAUGUCUGAACUUGGGUUAAGUUCAUUAGAAAAAGAUGACAACAUCACCCCAGACCUAAUGGUUCACUGCUGCGAGAGAUUACUAGAAGAGCCAACCUAUUUUGGGUGCAAAUUGUUGGAUUUAAGAUUGCGAAUAACAAAUUACUAUUCUAUACUGCAAGAUGGUGAGAUGUGUAUUCCUUGGGACUGGAUGAGUAAGAAUUUGUGAUGAACAUUAUUUAAUUGUAGAAUAGAGAUGUAUAUUUUUGUAGUAUAAUAAUUGUUGACAUUUCUCGGAGUUUUAAAAAAGUGGCUUGUUUACUAUAACUGGUUGUGCCAUUGUGAUAAAUAAUAAAGCCUUAUUUCUUUUUC
Parasteatoda tepidariorum (common house spider) is the source of this 1786-nucleotide messenger RNA. Its product is annotated as T-cell activation inhibitor, mitochondrial. Lineage: Eukaryota; Metazoa; Arthropoda; Arachnida; Araneae; Theridiidae. Gene Ontology annotation, cellular component: mitochondrion. The record is from RefSeq and is a predicted model, not a curated record.